This is a messenger RNA of Neurospora tetrasperma FGSC 2508, 1793 nucleotides long. RefSeq lists its product as uncharacterized. Gene Ontology annotation, molecular function: ATP binding; ATP hydrolysis activity; proteasome-activating activity. Gene Ontology annotation, biological process: proteasome-mediated ubiquitin-dependent protein catabolic process. Gene Ontology annotation, cellular component: proteasome regulatory particle, base subcomplex. The transcript has 4 exons. The record is from RefSeq and is a predicted model, not a curated record. Lineage: Eukaryota; Fungi; Ascomycota; Sordariomycetes; Sordariales; Sordariaceae. The coding region runs from base 168 to 1550 and encodes 460 amino acids.
AACCACAACGCAAACAACGGCGAUUUUCAUCACGAACCACCACUACUACUUCACGUCGUCCUUUUCAAAUUCCGUGGAGGUUACAUACAGAGGAUCAGUAACCCGAUCUCUGCGCCCUUGCGACUUUCCUUACCGAUACCCCACAUUCGCAACCGCCUGCGUCAGCCAUGUCGACCCUUGAGGAACUCGACGACCUCGAUCGCCGUGAGCGCGAGGACAAGAAGAAGGAUCAGGACAAGGAUAAAAAUAACAAGAAGGAGGGAGAUGGCGAUGCCGAGAUGAAGGAUGCCGAGCCCGAGGCCGAUGACAUCCUAGAUGAGGAGAUUCUGAGUUUGAGCACAGAGGACAUCCUGAUGCGGAAGCGCCUCCUCGAGAACGAUGCCAGAAUCAUGAAGAGCGAAUACCAGCGGUUAUCACAUGAGAGGGCUACCAUGAAGGACAAGAUCAAGGAGAACCAAGAAAAGAUUGCCAACAACCGACAACUUCCGUAUCUCGUAGGAAAUGUCGUUGAACUUUUGGACCUUGACCCGACCGCCGAGUCCUCCGAAGAGGGCGCCAACAUCGACUUGGAUGCCACGCGCGUGGGUAAAUCGGCAGUCAUCAAGACAUCGACCAGACAGACCAUCUUCCUCCCUCUCAUCGGCUUGGUCGACCCCGAGAAGUUGAAGCCCGGCGAUCUCAUCGGUGUCAACAAGGAUUCGUACCUUAUUCUGGAUACGUUGCCCGCCGAGUACGACAGCAGAGUCAAGGCCAUGGAGGUCGACGAGAAACCUCAGGAGAAGUACACAGAUGUCGGUGGUCUCGACAAGCAGAUUGACGAACUUGUCGAGGCUAUUGUGUGGCCUAUGAAGGAAGCCGAACGGUUUAAGAAGAUUGGUAUCAAGGCGCCCAAGGGAGCCUUGAUGUACGGACCUCCCGGAACAGGCAAGACUCUACUCGCCAGAGCUUGCGCCGCUCAGACAGAUGCCACAUUCCUCAAGCUUGCUGGCCCCCAGCUAGUGCAGAUGUUUAUAGGAGACGGUGCCAAGCUCGUAAGGGACUGCUUCGCCCUAGCAAAAGAGAAGGCCCCGUCAAUUAUCUUCAUCGACGAGUUGGAUGCCGUCGGUACCAAGCGUUUCGACAGCGAGAAGUCCGGCGAUCGUGAAGUCCAGCGAACCAUGUUGGAGCUCCUCAACCAGCUCGACGGUUUCGCUUCUGACGACCGUAUCAAGGUUCUCGCCGCGACGAACCGUAUCGACGUCCUCGACCCCGCUUUGCUUCGUUCCGGUCGUCUCGACCGCAAGAUCGAGUUCCCUCUUCCGAACGAGGAGGCACGCGCACAGAUUCUCAAGAUUCAUUCCAGGAAGAUGAAGGUCAACCCUGGCGUUAACUGGGGCGAGUUGGCGCGCAGCACGGAUGAGUUUGGCGGUGCCAUGCUGAAGGCCGUGUGUGUCGAGGCUGGCAUGAUUGCCCUCCGUAUGGGCAAAAACCAGAUUGGACACGAACACUACGUUGACGCUAUUUCUGAGGUGCAGGCCAAGAAGAAGGAAACCGUCAACUUCUACGCUUAAUGUUAUUGCAUUUCCUACCGUACUGAAAGCGACGACCGAACUACGGCAAACAACAAGGUCAUGGACGGUUCAUAGAAAUUUGGCAUGCAAUAGAGCUAGCGUUGGGUGGGGCAUGUCUUGUAUCAUAAUGAAGCGUUUUACUCUGAUGACUUGCCAUGCCAUGCAAAUACUCGAUAACCCAGAGGCUUGAUGACUCUGAUGAACAAUGUUUGCUGGCCUUCUUGUUAACUUACUGUUAUGUUG